Microcebus murinus (gray mouse lemur) is the source of this 4582-nucleotide messenger RNA. It is a transcript of the gene SKIDA1, whose product is annotated as SKI/DACH domain containing 1. Lineage: Eukaryota; Metazoa; Chordata; Mammalia; Primates; Cheirogaleidae. The record is from RefSeq and is a predicted model, not a curated record.
CAUUAUUGUCGCUGGCAAUAGAAAGACUCUGGUCAUUCUACUUUAAAAAACAAACAUCAGCAUCUGCUUUUCCUGGAAACUUCGCUUUCUGCUUAAACCUUGUGCAUUUUGCCUCCUGUGAAAGUGAAAGAGAAAAACGCGGUGUGAUAGAUCCAGAUGCAAAAGAAAGCCAACUCGGUGGAUGUAUUAGCUGUGACGAGGCAUUGUUCAUUGCUGCCUCUCGGUUACGUUUAAAGCCUGAAAUAUCACGAGAUCCAUUCAAUGAUCCUUCUCUCAUUCAAGGGACAAAAAUGUAAUUUGCUGUAGCUCUGAUUUCUUGGAUGGAAAUGCUAGCCUUAGAUUUCAAAGGCAAGAACUAGACAUCGCGGUUUGUACACACAUUGAUUAAGUUGAAGAGCGGUGAUUACAUCUGUGCUGAGUGCAACAGUAGUCCAGGGCUGACUUUUCAAAUCCCAACCUCCUGAGUUACAGACUCUCUUAAAUAGACUUCCUUAAUUUCCGGAUGCACUUCUUGAAAUUCCCAAUUCUCUUCAAAAUUCCUGGGAAAUUACAAAGGAGAUGAGGGUGGGGGUGGGGAACCGUGGCCGAGAUUUCAUCUUGUCAAGCAAACUACCUUUUUGUAUGUCUGAUUCCUCUGUUUUUAUCUCUUUUUUUUCUUUUUUGAGCCAUACCUGCCUGUGCUAGCCAGACCAGAGCAGAGGAAGCUGGAACUUUUGAAUGUGAAGAAAGAAAUUAUUGUACAAUUUUUUUGCAGGCUCAGAAAUAUCCGUUUAUUCUUUUAAUCAUGCGGAUGUGUCUAUUUUUGGAGGAACAAGGAAACAUAUAAAUGCCUGGGUUGCAUUUAUGUUGUAGUUGCAAACAUAGAACAGUUAAGAAGAUUUUGCCGAAUUUUGCAACGCAGCCAACAAACCGCCUUGGGAUCGUGGUAAUGCAACUGGGAAGACCCUUGCUCUCAUUUGGCAAUAUUUUGGAUAUUCUUGAAAACGACACCAAGAUAUGCCUUAAUUUGACUAAGAAGAGGUUAAACCACACUGCUAUUCAUCCAAAGUGAUUUUGUUAUAGCAGAUGCUUGGCUUUCAUGGAAAAACUGGGAGUUGUAGAAGAUUCACCUAAACUACCAACCAAAGCAUCAUAGACCACUGAAAUGGCCUGCAUCGUACAUCAGCACUUUCUUUUCAUCCUUAUUACGUAAAACCUCUGGAAGCACCUUGGGCGUUUGACAUUUUCUUUUCUUUGCUGCAGAAGGAAGCAAUCUGCUCCCUGGAAUUCUGACCUGUCGUGAACAGGACCCUGGCAAAGGCUGUGCUGGGGACUCCAGGACGAUCCCGCCUCCAAUCCAGCCCGGUUAAUUGUGAAAAGUGUACACAUUUCUGGCUUAUCUAUGCUUUGUUAUGGCUCUGACGUGAAACUACCUCCUCCCCAGCCCACCCCCCAGCAGAGAACCGAAAUCCAGUUGAAUUGUUACAGUGUGUCGGAGCUGGAGCCUUGAACUGCUUCCUUGGUCAAAUAACUUUGUUUCUGGUUGUAAAAAGGCAUUUCAGGAAAAAAGAAAAAAAUAAAAGAAAAGGAAAAUCCAGAGAAAUUCCAAACCAGGAUGCCUUGAGACACACGCAGCAUCUGGCGGAGGAUUAACAUACAUACAUGUGUAUGUAUGCGUCACGUAUAUAUUUACUGCAAAUGGUGGGGAUCAUUUAGUGCCCGAGAUGGGAGACCUGAAGUCAGGUUUUGAAGAGGUGGAUGGCGUGAGGCUCGGCUACCUCAUCAUUAAAGGAAAGCAAAUGUUUGCCCUCUCCCAAGUCUUCACGGAUCUGCUGAAAAACAUCCCGAGGACGACCGUGCACAAGCGCAUGGAUCAUCUGAAAGUGAAAAAGCACCACUGCGAUCUGGAGGAGUUGCGGAAACUCAAGGCAAUCAACAGCAUCGCCUUCCACGCCGCCAAAUGCACGCUCAUCUCCCGGGAAGACGUGGAGGCGCUCUACACCUCCUGCAAGACCGAGCGCGUCCUCAAGACCAAGCGCAGGCGGCCCGGCCGGGCCCUGGCCAGCAAGGCGCCGCCGCCGGAGCGCGCGGCCGCCGCGGGCCCCCGCGCGGGCUUCUGGAAGGACAGGCAGCAACUUUGGCGGGGCCUGAGCGGAGCCGCGCGGCCCCUGCCAAUCAGCGCGCAGGCCCCGCGCCCGGGCGCCGCCGCCGCGCGCCCCGCCGCCCAUCUACCUCAGCUUUUUAGCAAGUACCCGGGCUCGCACUACCCGGACCUCGUGCGCUCGCCUUGCAAACCCCCUCUGAACUAUGAAACUGCCCCGCUCCAGGGAAACUACGUCGCGUUCCACUCGGACCCCGCUUAUUUCCGGAGCCUGCUGUGCAGCAAGAACCCCGGCCGCCGCCGCCGCCGCCGUGCCGCCGCCGCCGCCGCCGCCGCCGCCGCGGCCGCCUACUACCAGGCGUCGGCGGCCGGGCCCCAGCCCAAGGCGGCGGCGGGCGGGGGCCCGGCGAGCCUGGGCUACCGCUGCAGGCGCAGGCGCGGGCCCGCCAAGGACUGCCUGCUCGCGCCCCACGCCGGCGCCCGCCGCCUGCUGCUGCUGCCCAGGUCCUACAAAGCCAAGGCGGCCGCGGCGGCGGCGGCAGCGGCGGCGGCGGCGGCGGCCGCCGGAGCCACUUGCCUGGAGAGGUUCCAUCUGGUCAACGGCUUCUGCCCGCCUCCCCACCACCACCACCACCACCACCACCACCAUCACCACCACCACCACCGCGCCCAGCAGCCGCCGCCGGGGCACCACCCCCCUCACCACCACCGGCCGCAGCCCCAUCUGGGCAGCUUUCCCGAGAGUUGCAGCAGCGACUCCGAGUCCAGCUCCUACUCGGACCAUGCCGCCAACGACUCGGAUUUUGGCUCCAGUUUGUCCAGCUCCAGCAACUCCGUGUCCUCGGAGGAAGAGGAGGAGGAGGGAGAGGAGGAGGAGGAGGAAGAGGAGGAGGAAGAGGAGGAGGGGGGCAGCGGGGCCUCGGAUUCCAGUGAAGUCAGCUCGGAGGAGGAGGACUCGUCCACGGAGUCGGACUCCAGCUCCGGCUCCAGCCAAGUGUCAGUGCAGAGCAUCCGUUUCAGGCGCACCAGCUUCUGCAAGCCUCCCAGCGUGCAGGCGCAGGCCAACUUCUUGUACCAUCUGGCCUCCGCCGCCGCUGCAACCAAACCCGCUGCUUUCGAGGAUGCCGGCAGACUUCCCGGCCUCAAGAGCAGUGUCAAAGCGGAGUCGCCGGAGGAGUGGAGUCUGCAGAGCUGGGCCCCCAAAGCGUCUCCGGUGUACUGCCCGGCCAGCCUGGGGAGUUGUUUCGCCGAGAUAAGGAACGAUAGGGUAUCGGAGAUUACAUUCCCACACUCUGAAAUUUCCAGUACUGUAAAGAGAACUGACCUGACAAUUAACUGCCUGGCAGAGGGGGCCUCUUCACCUAGCCCAAAGACAAACAAUGCAUUUCCACAACAAAGAAUACUCCGAGAGGCUAGGAAAUGCCUACAAGCAACUCCUACUGCACACUGUGCAGAUAACAACACAAUUGCUGCUAGGUUCUUAAAUAACGAUUCUUCAGGAGCUGCAGCGAAUCCAGAAAAAGAUUCCAAAAUCCUUCAUUGUCCUGAAUUUGCUACGGAUUUGCCCUCUUCGCAAACGGAUCCUGAAGUGAAUGCAGCAGCACCAGCAACUAAAGCUGAGAACCCCUGCACUGACACAGGCGACAAGACGUUGUCAUUUCUGCACAAUAUUAAAAUCAAAGUAGAAGACAGUAGUGCUAAUGAAGAAUACGAACCUGACCUUAUUACAAAUAAGCUAAAGUGCGAGUGCAAUGAUACAAAGGGUGAGUUUUGCAGUGUGACUGAAAGUAAAGAGGAGGACGCCUUGUUAACCACAGCCAAGGAAGGUUUUGCAUGCCCUGAAAAAGCAGCUCCUUCCUUAAAUCCACUGGCUCAGAGUCAGGGCCUUUCAUGCACUUUAGGUUCUCCAAAACCUGAGGAUGGGGAAUAUAAAUUUGGUGCCAGGGUGAGAAAAAAUUACCGGACACUAGUACUGGGAAAGCGACCUGUCCUUCAGACACCUCCAGUCAAACCAAAUUUGAAAUCAGCUAGAAGCCCUCGUCCUACAGGUAAAACUGAGACACAUGAAGGAACACUGGAUGAUUUUACAGUCAUAAACAGACGCAAAAAGGUAGCCAGCAAUGUAGCAUCAGCAGUGAAAAGGCCAUUUAAUUUCAUGGCAAAUUUUCCUUGUCCACCAUCACUCAUUAUUGGGAAGGAUGGGGAUUUGUGGCCGGCGUAUUCCUUAAACACCACUAAGGAUUUCCAACCUCCUCACAAGGCCCAUCCUAUAUGGAAAUGGCAGCUGGGCGGUUCUGCAAUACCUCUUCCACCUAGUCACAAAUUCAGGAAAUUUAAUUCAUAAAAAUGUUUUGGAAGAUAUUUUCUUGAACCAUAUUACCUUCCUUUUGUUGUAAACUGCACAGGAUGGUUUGUACAAGUCCAUUAAUGUGUUACACCCCCUUUGGAGUCCUGGUUUAUCGCAUUUUGAAGACAGAAAUCGGAUUACUUUUUUUUUUUCAU